Fraxinus pennsylvanica is the source of this 672-nucleotide messenger RNA. The record is from the annotation of a GenBank genome assembly. Lineage: Eukaryota; Viridiplantae; Streptophyta; Magnoliopsida; Lamiales; Oleaceae.
AUGGAUUUCAUGCCAAAACUGAUUAUUUGUUGGGGGAGUGCUUAUCCUAGAGAUUGGGAUUAUAAGAGGUUCAGGGAAGUUGCAGAUAAGUGUGGGGCUCUUUUGCUUUAUGACAUGGCUCAUAUCAGUGGACUUGUUGCUGCUCAGGGUGGCCCUCACAACCCCCGGAUUGGUGCUCUUGAUGUGGCAUCGCCUGGAUUUAAGGCCUAUGCUAAGCAAGAUAGGGCUAAUGCAGUUGCCCUUGGCAAUUAUCUCAUGAGCAAAGGUAUUUACAAUUUACUGAGUGUUAAUCUCCAUUUUUUCCGAACAUCUGAUGUUUAUGCAGGGAACAAGGUAGAGAAGCUUUGUGACCUAUGCAACAUUACUGUUAACAAAAAUGCUGUGUUCAGUGACUGCAGUGCAUUGGCUCCAGGAGGCGUUCGCAUUGGUGCUCCUGCCAUGACAUCAAGGGGGUUGGUUGAGAAAGACUUCGAGCAGAUUGCUGAACUCCUCCACAGGGCUGUGACCGUAACUUUGAAUAUCCAGAAGGAGCACGGUAAGCUUUUGAAGGACUUUAACAAAGGUCUGGUGAACAACAAAGAUAUCGAGGAACUCAAGGCUGAUGUCGAGAAGUUUUCAGGCUCUUUUGACAUGCCUGGCUUCCAGAUGUCUGAGAUGAAGUACAAGGACUAA